Messenger RNA from Panicum hallii, 1444 nucleotides. RefSeq names its product protein SPEAR4. The record is from RefSeq and is a predicted model, not a curated record. Bases 1 to 1056 code for a protein of 351 amino acids. Gene Ontology annotation, molecular function: DNA-binding transcription factor activity. Lineage: Eukaryota; Viridiplantae; Streptophyta; Magnoliopsida; Poales; Poaceae. The transcript has 5 exons.
AUGGUGCAUGAGCAGAGCGGCAGCGGCCACCACCAUCAGCAGCUGCCGAGGUACGGCAGCGGCGCCGGCGCGCCCACCGGCGUGGCGCGGGCGUCGAAGAAGAACAAGCCCAAGAAGAUCCCGCAGCGCGGCCUCGGCGUCGCGCAGCUCGAGAAGCUCCGGAUCGAGGAGCAGAAGAAGAUGGAGGGAGCCGCCGUGUCAGGGGCCGCGCACGCGCCGCACCCGCACGCCCUCGGUGGCGGCGGCGGCAGCCUCGGCCACCUCCUCUCGAUGCACCCUCCGCCGCCGCCGCUCUCCCUGAGCGCCCUGCCGAGGCCGGCCGCAGACGCCGGCGUGCACUGCGGCUUCCCGCCGGUGCUCUGGGACCCGGCGGACCCCAUGAGGCACCCGUACAAGAGAAGCCUGUGCCCGCAGCCUCCACUUCCAACGGUGAGCACGGGCUUGUCGCUGACGGCGUCGUCGAGCCACCACCCAACGGAGCCCCCUUCAAACCAAAUGUACAGCAGCAGCGUCAGCAGGAGCGGCGCAGCGGCGCCGGCGCCGGCCGACGAGGACAGGGACGCGGCCGGCGUGGAUAGGUCAUGGCCAUUCAUGUUCGAGGGCAUGAACGCGGCCGCCUUCCGGACGACAGGCAAAGCGCCUUUCGCCGCCAGGGCGGCGAGAGAGGCCGGGUUGCCUGAGGUCUGUCCUGACCUGAGCAGAUACGAGUUCAGAGCAACGAAUUAUUUCAGCACGAAUCCGAAUUAUUCAGACUGGGCAUCAGAGUUUGCUCCCUGCAAGAGCAUCAAGGAGAACGGCUGCACCGGAGAGCCUGCCUACCUCACCCUGAACGCGCAGCCUACUCCCCUCAUCAAGCAGCCCCAUCUGAUCCCGUCGAUUCACCUCCCGGAGUACAGCGACUUCGGCGUCAUGCAGUCUCAGGGAAGCGUUUCAGCUUCGUCGUCGUCGCGGCCGUUCUACAGCUUCAUGCCGGUCGGGCCAGUUCGAUGCGAGAGGCCCCUGAAUGAGAUCAAGGCCGACGUGUCUGACAGCGUCGAUCUGGAACUGAAGCUAUGAAAGAGCUCAGCAGACAACAGCGGGCUCCUUCCUCUGUUCCUUCCUGAUAAACAUGGCACCAAAUCUGCAAUGGAAACAACACCUUGUUGAAAAAAUCGAUCGUAGUGGUGUGUUCAGUUUGUAACCUGAAACGUGAUGGUUUUCGCUUCAAAUAAGCAUCUGGUGAAGGCUACCUCUACCUGAGCCAUCCCCUCCCUGGUCGUUUCAAGCAGAGCGCAGCCUGCUGUGCGUGAUCGAAGCACGAAGCGAUUCCACAUGGUCCCGAUAAGCUCGUGCCAAACGUGGCAGAGGCUCGCUCAACAGAGGAGUAUCAGAUGGGUAGAUGGUGGUGUGUGUGUUGAACAGGAGCAUGUGCAGGACGGGCAUUACUAGCUUGCAGCUAGGCUGU